AUAUUCAUGAGCCGAUCCUUCGCCACCAAGCGAAACCUGUUCCGAACACGCCCUUGGGAUUAUAAAGGCAUCGCUUUGCUUGUUUUCCACACGGACAUACAUUUUCUCGUUCAUUCGGUCGCUGGCGUUGUUUAACGAAGAUUUCUUCGUAUUUAGAGUUACAGAGUCAGAAUGACGAACUGCUGUGGUCUCGUGACGAAACAGAAACUGCCAGUUCCUCUGAAGAGCAUCUCAGUGGAUGUGCAGGUCAAGGGUCAUGUAGCUACAGUCACCUCCACUCUGCAGUAUGUGAAUGAGGAAGAUCGCCCCCUGGAGGCCUUGUUUGUGUUCCCUCUGCCUGCUGAUGCUGCUGUCUGUCACUUCAGUGCUAAGAUCGGAGAACAUGAGAUUGUGGCAGAGCUGAAAGAAAAACAGGCCGCGAGAGAUCAGUACGAUGAUGCUCUGAGUUCAGGUCAGGAGGCGUUUCUGUUGGAAGAGAGUGAAGAAAGUUCUGAUGUGUUCAAACUGAGUGUUGGGUGUCUGUCACCGGGUCAGAACGCCGCCAUCAGCAUCACAUACAUCACUGAACUCUCUGUGCAGGCCGACCACGCGCUGCGCUUCUGUCUGCCUGCUGUCCUCAACCCCAGAUACACACCAGCAGGUUCAGCUGCUGGAAUAGUUUCAGAGAUUUCAUCAGUACGUGACUCUGUUCCCUACACUCUGACUCUCAGUGUUCAUGUGAGCUCUCCAAACCCCAUCUCCAAACUAGAGUCCAAGUGCACUCUGGAUCCUCUAGUGUUCCUCAACUCGGAUCACACUCUCGCUACGGUGAAUCUGAGUUCUGGUCACAAGUUUGAUAAAGAUGUUGAGUUGUUUGUGUACUAUGAGAAUACCCAUCAGCCCACUGCUAUAGUGGAGGCAGGAGUGACCACUGCACAAGCAGGUUCUCUGAUGAGUGAUCCAGUGGUGAUGAUCAGUUUGUACCCAGAAUUCCCAAAGGAAGUGAUGUCAUCAUUAACAGCUCAAGGAGAGUUUGUUUUUGUGAUUGACAGAUCAGGCAGUAUGGACUGUGCGAUGCAUAAUGGGGAAGGAGCACAGAGGCGUAUAGAAAGUGCAAAGGAAACUCUGCUGUUACUGUUGAAGAGUCUGCCCAUGGGCUGUUACUUCAAUAUCUAUGGAUUUGGCUCCAGUUAUGAGUCCUUCUUCCCUCAGAGUGUUGUGUACAAUCAGGACACAAUGGAUCAGGCACUGAAUAGAGUAAAUGAAAUGAGAGCAAACAUGGGCGGCACAGAGAUUCUACAGCCUCUGAAACACAUCUACAGUCAACCCUGUUACCCUGAACACCCCAGACAGUUGUUUGUCUUCACUGAUGGAGAGGUGGGGAACACUAAAGAAGUUCUGGAUCUUGUCAGAAAUCAUUCUCAGUCUCACAGGUGUUUCUCAUUCGGGAUUGGUGAGGGUGCGAGUACCGCCCUCAUCACAGGAUUGGCCAGAGAGGGACGUGGCCACGCCCAGUUCAUCACUGGCACUGACCGCAUGCAGCCCAAAGUGAUGCAGUCUCUCAGGUUUGCUCUGCAGCCUGUAGUGAACAAGAUCUCUGUGGAGUGGAAAGUUCCAGACGGCAUUACUGUUGACACUCUGUCCCCACCCAUCAAUGUGAUCUUCCAGGGUCAAAGGUCACUCAUUUAUGCCCAGAUUAAAGGACAGAGUUCAGAAAGCUCUGAAGGAUCAGUGAUGAUACAAUACAACCUGAAAGAUCAACCAGUGACAAACCAGCUUCACUUCUGCCUCAAACCAACUGAGGACUCUGGGUUGAUGAUCCACCGUCUGGCGGCUCGGUCCCUGAUUGGUUGUCUGGAGCAGGAGGAGAGGGCAGGAGGUGGAGAGGUGGAGUCUAUCAAGAGCAAGAUGGUGAAGCUCAGUGUUGAAGCAGGAGUGAACAGUGUUCAUACAGCCUUCAUUGCCAUUAAUAAACACAACAGAGAGACUGUGAAAGGACCUCUCAUACAGACAAGAAUACCAACACAAGGAUUCUAUGGAGUCCCGCAAAUGUGUAGGAUGCCCGUGGCCAUUAUGUGCCAAAUGGGUCCUUCUCCUCCAGGUAAUGCAGGGAGUCCCAUGGCCAUGAUGUGCCGAAUGGCUCCUUCUCCAGGUAGUGUAGUGAUGAUGCCACAAAUGAGUACUGGUUCAGCAAAUUCCAGUCAAAAAAAGAUCAAAGGUAUUAAGAAACAAUCUCUGAAAAUAUGUGAGGCAAAAUCGCUUCAAACGCCUCAGAAGGACUCUUUUCUUCAGCUGGUGUCUCUUCAAAAGGCUUCGGGCUGCUGGGAGCUGAACUCUGCGCUGGCACAAGUGUUUGGAAAGACAGAAGAUGAGCUGACCAAUCAGAAACCAGCACAGGUGGAUGGCUCAGUGUGGGCCGCUCUACUGGCUCUCAUCUGGUUAUACGGAUAUAAAAUCCAGCAACAAGAUGAGUGGCAGUUUGUGGCCAUGAAGGCGUCAUCAUGGAUCCGCUCUCAGAAAGUGGGCGGUCUGUCUCAGUGUGUGUGUGAUGGGAAUGUUCUGCUGGGAUGUCACGUGAAGGAAGAGACUUUGGGAAUCUGAAGACGUCAGUGUUUCUACCUCAUGUGAUGUCAGAAGGCCAAAGAACUUCUCUUAAAUGGACCAUAUAUGAAGAAAUCACUUUUUUCUCUUGUCUCAUGGGGACCCGGGUUUGAGUGUGAUCCUGUAUCUCCUCUCUCAACCUCUAACUUCCUGUUUAUGCUCUUCUUGCCUCUAAAGAAUAAAGGGAACAACCCACCUAAUAAAACUCAUCCCAUAA
This is a messenger RNA of Triplophysa dalaica, 2797 nucleotides long. RefSeq names its product von Willebrand factor A domain-containing protein 5A-like. The record is from RefSeq and is a predicted model, not a curated record. The coding region runs from base 172 to 2580 and encodes 802 amino acids. The transcript is spliced from 22 exons. Lineage: Eukaryota; Metazoa; Chordata; Actinopteri; Cypriniformes; Nemacheilidae.